Messenger RNA from Hippoglossus stenolepis (Pacific halibut), 3429 nucleotides. RefSeq names its product iduronate 2-sulfatase (gene ids). Gene Ontology annotation, molecular function: iduronate-2-sulfatase activity. The coding region runs from base 78 to 1772 and encodes 564 amino acids. The record is from RefSeq and is a predicted model, not a curated record. NCBI's taxonomy places the organism in Eukaryota, Metazoa, Chordata, Actinopteri, Pleuronectiformes, Pleuronectidae. The transcript is spliced from 13 exons.
AAGCGGACACGCUGCUGUGUGUUGACAGUGGAGCCGGAGAGAGAACCCGUGUGUUUCCUCGUUAAUGACGAACCAACAUGAACCAUCAUGUCCGGUUCUGUGUUCUCCUGCUGGCUCUUCUUCCUCCUCCUGCUGCUGCUGCUGUCUCCAGAAGAGAGAGGAAGAACGUCCUCUUCAUCGUAGCAGAUGACCUGCGGACAUCGCUGGGUUGCUAUGGAGACCCUGUGGUAAAAUCGCCAAACAUUGACCAGUUGGCGUCCAAAAGCCAAGUUUUUCUCAAUGCAUAUGCACAGCAAGCCGUGUGCGCUCCCAGUCGCACGUCCAUGUUGACCAGCCGCAGACCAGACACCACCAGGCUCUACGACUUCAACUCCUACUGGAGAGUCCACUCUGGGAAUUACACCACUCUGCCUCAGUACUUCAAAUCCAGAGGCUACUUCGCUGCGUCUGUGGGCAAGGUUUUUCAUCCAGGAAUCGCCUCUAACUACUCAGAUGACUACCCAUACAGCUGGUCCAUCCCUGCAUACCACCCAGCCUCAUUUCAUUUUGAGAAAAAAAAGAUGUGUAAAGGAGAGGACGGUAAACUCCACGCCAACCUGCUGUGUGCAGUGAAUGUGACGGAGCAGCCUGGGGGAACCCUCCCUGACCUGGAGAGCACGGACGAGGCUGUCGGGUUACUGAAGAGCUGGGCCAACGAUCGUGUUCCCUUCUUCUUAGCCGUGGGAUUUCACAAACCACACAUUCCCUUCAGGAUACCACAGGAGUACCUGAGCCUAUAUCCUUUAGAGGAAAUGACCCUGGCCCCUGACCCCAAUGUCCCAAAACUCCUCCCCCCUGUGGCCUACAACCCAUGGACCGACGUGAGAAGGCGAGACGAUGUCCAAAAACUAAACAUCAGCUUUCCUUACGGGCCAAUUCCCAAAGACUUCCAGCUGCGGCUCCGUCAGCACUACUAUGCUGCUGUGUCCUACAUGGACGCUCAGGUUGGACGGCUGCUCAGUACUCUGGACGAUCUCAGGCUGGCUGACGACACUAUGGUGGUGUUCACCUCAGAUCAUGGUUGGUCAUUAGGAGAACACGGCGAAUGGGCUAAAUACUCUAAUUUCGAUGUGUCGACACGUGUCCCUCUCAUCUUUUACGUCCCUGGUGUCACAACACGCCCGGAUUUGCUGGGAGCGUCUCUUUUCCCCUUUAUUGAUGCCUUAACCAAAUCAGAGUACAGCUUUAAGAAUGACAAAGUUAGAAGAAACGUGGUGGAGUUGGUGGAUGUUUUUCCCACAGUCGCCUACAUGGCCGGCCUCCACGCACCUGCACCUUGUGCUGAUGUUUCUUUCCAGGAGGAGCUGUGCACAGAGGGAGACAACCUGGCCUACACUUUCCGUCGCAGAGAAAGAGGAGAGGACGAGGAAGCGGUAUCUUUUAGCCAGUACCCUCGACCUGCUGAUACACCACAGGUGAACUCAGACCUCCCUGACCUUCAAGACAUCAAGGUCAUGGGUUACUCUAUACGCACCUGGGACUACAGAUACACACUGUGGCUGGGAUUCAACCCGAAAACAUUUCAGGUGAAUGUGACGGACGUCCAUGCUGGGGAGUUGUACAUGUUAGCAGACGACCCCGGGCAGGACAAGAACGUCUACAGUGACACGGCUCACAGUGUGAUCAUGAGGAAGAUGACCAGCCUGCCUCAUACUGUGACUCUGCAGACGAGAAUGAAGCUGCAGCUCCUCUACCUCACAGCAGGGAUGAAGAGGAACAGUGGGAAGGCGUGAUGACGAGAAUAAACUACAGCAGAUGGACGGAUGAGGACAAGUACAAAGGGAAGAUGGAUGGAUGAAAAACUUUGUCUGGAAGGGCGGAAUUCCUCAGAUAAUUCUUUUAACACAACACAUACUUGAUUCUGUAGUCUCUGCUAUCACCAUUAAUCUUUAAAGCUCAGUUCUUCAGGCUCAUGUUCCGUGUUAAGAGCUCGUCAGCGGACAGACCUGGAGUGAAGUGAACAAAAGAGCAUAUUGUUAGUUUCAAGACAUUUCAACCUUUUUGAAGGAGUUUAGCAAAGAAAUCAUUUACAUUUUGACAAAGGGAAACAUCCAAAUGGGAACAGAAACCUUUUCCUCUAACGAAACAGAACCAGUGUGUUCAGUGACUGGCCUCUUCACCCAUGUCUGUAUCUACUAACUUGUGUGGAGGAAAGUUUAAGUGCAAAACCAUACCCGUGAGGAAUCCUUUCCAAUCCGCGUGCACGACCUGCAAGGGACUGUUCAGCAAUUGCGAUACAUUUUUUAAAUAGUAAUCUUCAGACGCGUGAACAGUGCCUCGCUAGCUCUUUCCUCAGGACUAUUGUCUUCAUGCCGAGCUUAUCAUGAGAUAAUGAGGCUCAAAUUUAGUGUUCACAUAUGAAAGAAGUAUAGAUGUAAUGCUGGACGCACAGCCUCCUGAGGGACGGCUCUGAUUGGCCGUGACUUCACUACCUCCUCUGUGAGGAUGAUUACAUCACACUUUACGAGGCUUUUCAUCUGAGGGAAUAUUGAUGAGACCUGAAGAAUUAGAUCUUUUGAUUAAUAGUGACACCAAUUUCCUUUUUUCUGGAUCAAGUGUUCUUCAGCGUAUUGAUCGUUCAGUCAGCAUCAGGUGUCGUCUCCACUUGAAAGCACAACAGCUAAAGAGGGCUUGACUAGUUCUGUACAGUGGUGUGAAACAAAAUGACAUUUCUAUUUGCACUUGACGUCCCUCACAGCUAUUUGCCUCUCUCCUCGUAAACAGUCUGUUCAGAUCAAUUUGUGGACUUGAAAUGAAGUGAGUAAAAGCCAUAAUGAUUCAAUGCAAAUGAAACUGAGCAUUUUACUGCUGCUCCAAUGCGUGAACAUUUUUGUGCUGUGGUAAUUUUAGAAGAGUCAUUUCAGCUUGAAUUUCAGGUUCAGCAGUGAAUCAAAGGGAUUUGGUUUGACGACUUGUAUUGUGGGCCGCACGGUCCUCGUGUUAAUGGGAUACAGUUGAAUCAUGAUAUCAGCGGGGCUCUUAUUAUAUGUGAGGAUGUGGGGGGGGAGAGAUGGGAAUGAAUUGGUUCAUUUUUGCCUUGUUUCCUCUGAUCAGUGAAAAUCAUUCUUGAGAGAAUUUAUUUCUUCCCAGGUUCACCUCUUUGCACGUGUGAGGAUUUUCCAGUGGUUUGCUGUUGUCUCUGUGUCCUGUUACUUUAACAUGUGACAAAAUGGACAUAAUGAGUAAUGUAUACUGACCAUACACGUACCGACAAUGGAAAAAUCAAUUUGUGUGUGGUUGGCGUUUGACCAUGUUUCUGAAGGGAAAAUGAAAAAUAAAUGCUGUAGUAAUAAUAAAGAUGUUGAGCUUGGCAAGAACACAUUAAAAUAUUUGUGUCACUUUCGAUUUGGUUUCUAAAAAAAAUAAAAUGUUUUUCUAUAAUGCAAGCAG